Messenger RNA from Tupaia belangeri chinensis (Chinese tree shrew), 3124 nucleotides. RefSeq names its product testis expressed 10 (gene TEX10). The coding region runs from base 94 to 2538 and encodes 814 amino acids. The transcript has 13 exons. Lineage: Eukaryota; Metazoa; Chordata; Mammalia; Scandentia; Tupaiidae. The record is from RefSeq and is a predicted model, not a curated record. Gene Ontology annotation, cellular component: MLL1 complex; nucleus.
CUCGUACUCCUUUCGGACGCGGCUCCAGGUCUGAAGAGCUGCGGUGUGGGCGUGUAAAUAUAAGAGGGGUGCUCUCAAGCAGAGCACUCGAAAAUGACCAAAAAGAGAAAACGCCAAGAUGAUUUUCAAAAAGUAAAACUGAAAGUUGGUAAAAAGAAGCCCAAGUUAGAAAAUGCUACUGCUACAAACUUUAAAACAAAGACUAUUCAUCUACCUGAGCAACUCAAAGAAGAUGGAGCACUUCCAACAAAUAAUAGAAAACUUAACAUAAAGGACUUGCUGUCACAGAUGCAUCACUACAAUGCUGGGGUUAAACAAAGUGCUCUUCUUGGACUUAAAGAUCUUUUGUCUCAAUACCCAUUUAUAAUUGAUGCACACCUUUCAAACAUAUUAAGUGAAGUGACUGCUGUGUUUACAGAUAAAGAUGCUAAUGUACGAUUAGCAGCAGUUCAACUUCUUCAAUUCCUGGCCCCCAAAAUACGAGCUGAACAAAUUUCUCCAUUUUUUCCUUUGGUAAGUGCCCAUCUCUCUAGUGCCAUGACUCACAUUACUGAAGGAAUUCAGGAGGACUCUUUAAAAGUUUUGGACAUUUUGCUGGAACAGUACCCAGCUCUGAUUACUGGCCGUAGCAGUAUAUUGCUUAAGAAUUUUGUAGAACUUAUUUCUCAUCAGCAGCUGUCCAAAGGACUGCUAAAUAGAGACAGAUCCCAGUCUUGGAUACUUUCUGUAAAUCCUAAUCGGAGACUCACUUCUCAGCAAUGGAGGCUGAAAGUCUUAGUGAGACUCAGUAAAUUCCUUCAGGCCUUGGCAGAUGGAUCCAGUAGGUUGAGAGAAAGUGAAGGACUUCAGGAACAAAAAGAAAAUCCCCAUGCCACUAGCAACUCCAUUUUUAUCAACUGGAAGGAACAUGCCAACGACCAGCAACACAUCCAGGUUUAUGAAAAUGGGGGUUCACAGCCAAAUGUCAGUUCACAGUUCAGGCUACGGUACCUGGUUGGAGGACUAGGCAAUGUGGAUGAUGGCCUAUCAUCUACUGAAAACCUAAAAGGAUUUAUUGAGAUAAUAAUUCCGUUGCUAAUUGAAUGCUGGAUUGAAGCUGUGCCUCCACAACUAGCUGCUUCUGUUGGAAAAUGCAUAGAACGAGAACCUCUACAGGUUAUGCAGCAAGUUCUUAAUAUUAUUUCUCUCCUGUGGAAACUCUCUAAACAGCAUGAUGAAACUCAUAAAUUGGAAUCAUGGCUUCGAAAGAAUUACCUUAUUGACUUCAAACACCAUUUUAUGAGUCGUUUUCCAUAUGCCUUAAAAGAAAUAACCAAGCACAGAAGGAAAGAGGCGAAUAAAAGCAUCAAGCAUUGCACGAUUCUCUCCAAUAACAUAGAUCAUCUCUUACUGAAUUUAACACUCUCUGAUAUCAUGGUCUCCCUGGCAAAUGCCUCAACUUUGCAGAAAGAUUCCGGUUGGAUAGAAAUGAUAAGGAAAUUUGUUACCAAGACCCUUGAAGAUGGCUCUAGGCUGAAUAGUAAGCAGCUGAACAGAUUGCUGGGUGUAUCCUGGAGGCUGAUGCAGAUACAGCCAAAUAGAGAGGCCACAGAGACUCUCAUUAAGGCAGUUUAUACAUUGUAUCAGCAGAGGGGCCUGCUUCUUCCAGUUCGAACUUUGUUACUGAAGUUUUUCAGUAAAAUCUAUCAGAAAGAAGAAUUGAAAUCUUACAGAUUCAGAUACCGUAGUAGAGUGUUAUCCCGUUGGCUGGCAGGUUUACCAUUGCAGCUUGCUCAUCUUGGCUCUAGAAACCCUGAGCUCUCAACACAGCUUAUUGAUAUCAUUCACACUGCUGCAGCACGAGCAAAUAAAGAAUUACUAAAAAGUUUACAAGCCACUGCCCUUCGAAUCUAUGAUCCACAAGAAGGCACUGUGGUGGUUCUCCCUGCAGAAUCUCAGCAGCGUUUGGUUCAGCUUGUGUACUUUCUGCCAAGCCUGCCUGCUGAUUUGCUUUCUCGUCUAAGUCGUUGCUGUAUUAUGGGAAGACUCAGUUCAAGUUUGGUUGCCAUGCUCAUCGGGAUACUGCAUAUGAGAUCAUCAUUUUCUGGGUGGAAGUAUUCAGUUAAAGACUGGCUGAUGAGUGAUGUGAACUACUUCAGCUUCUUAUUUUCUACACUUACAGGGUUUUCCAAAGAGGAGCUGAGCUGGCUUCAGAGCCUUAGAGGAGUGCCUCAUGUCAUCCAGACACAGCUUUCCCCAGUACUUCUCUACCUUACAGACUUGGAUCAGUUUUUACACCAUUGGGAUGUAACAGAGGCAGUUUGUCACAGUUUAUUGGUUGUCCCUGCCCGAACUCAGAGCUUUGACAUCCUACAAAGUGCCAUCAAUAAACAUUUGAAAUCUGUGCUGUCCUUUGACUACAUUCAUUAUUUUAGAAAAGACCAACAUGCCAGUCAAUCUUGGCCACUAUUUGGAGGCAACCUGAUAGAGAAGAUUAUGAACUCAAAGUCUGCAGAUGCCAACCGCCCCCCCCCCCCAGAUUACUCAGCAUGUUUCUAGGAGAGUUGAACCAUGUAUAUAUGUAUAGAAGUUAGAUUCUACCUGAAUGUCAGUGCAGACAGUGCAGUCUGGAUGGAUUAGCUAGCAUACCAUGAUGAUCUUGAAGUGUGUUAGUGUGAAGAUAUUUUGGAGUGCAUGAAACAGUUCUUUUAAAUAUUAUUUUUGACCAGUAGGUAGAAAUUACAACAUCUAGAAAAUCUUAGAUUUUGUCUUGAAGGGGAGGCAGUAGAUUGGGUUAAUAGCAUUUCUUGAAUUUGCAUGAGUUCAGUCAUUGAACUUUGGGAUUAAAAUUUUAGAGGAAAACAGGAUCUUAUGGUGUGGUAGGUGGCAUAUGUUAUGUAUGUAUUAACUUUAAGUAGAAGGUGAUAUAAAGUUAACUUUCCAAUAUAAGGGGGCUUUGGAUUGAUUUGGGAGUGGGGGCCGUUGUAAAGAGGUAAUUAAUCCCAUUUUUCUUUGCUCAGGUUGAGUUGACUGUAAUUCCUGACAGCACGGCUGGCUGUGUUUUUGGUGUUAUCUGUAAGCUCCUGGAUCAUACGUGUGUAGUUAGUGAGAAUCUACUGCCAUUUCUGGCUUCUUGUUGCUACAG